CUUCUGUGAAGCUGCUCUCGCGCUCCGAGGUGGUUUCUUUCUGCCCAACUUCUGAGGCAAUCGCGCUUGGGAGGAGGUGGCAGCGGGUCGCUCUUCUGCGUCCCUGCGCGGCGCGUUGCUCUUUUGGUACGACCUGCGCCCGCGACGAGAGAGCGAGAGUGUGAACGCGAACAAACUGCCUCGACCAUGUCGGCCUCGGCCAGAUCGUCGCCUCGACGAAGCGAAGACACCGAGGACAGCCGCCUUCUGCUCAUCUUGGUCCUUCUCUCUCCGUGCCUGUGACCGGACUCACAGGUGCAUCUGCUCCGGUCGCCUCCUCCUCGACGCUCCGCUGCUUUCCUCCAGCGGAACAUCUGGUCGCCAUCUUUGUGAACCUGGAUUACCUGGGUCUGGGGGCCUUGAAAAGAGCAGUGAUGGGUAACGCUGUGGGGGGCAUGGAGCAGCCCCGGGUUCAAGCGGGCAUGCCCACCUCGAGCCCUCAGCUCAAGCAACCGGCGCCUCCCAAAGUGCCCAUGCCUCCCGAUGAGGAGCUGGAGGCGCGCUUCAGCGCAGUGCUGAGCUCCAUGAACCUGCCGCCAGACAAGGCCCAGCUGCUCAGCCAGUACGACAGCGAGAAGAAGUGGGAGCUGGUCUGUGAUCAGGAGCGCUUCCAGGUAAAGAACCCACCCUCAGCCUACCUGGAGAAAAUCAGAGGCUACCUGGACCAAGGAUCCCGCAAUUUCAAGGCCCGUGUCAAGGAGUCAACCCAAGUCUUGAGAGAACUGGAAAUCUCUCUGCGUACAAACCACAUCGGCUGGGCGCAAGAGUUUCUCAAUGAGGAAAACAAAGGUCUCGAUGUGUUGGUGGACUACCUGUCCUUCGCUCAGUGUGCUGUUACGUAUGAUAUGGACAGCAUGGAUAACGGAGUAAUGGAUAAAUCAAUUGAGGACUUGACCAAGACACAGAGCAAAAUGCCCCGUGCCCUGACAGUCCGUGCAAUCCUCCGAUUUGGCAGACUGACCCAAUUACCUGGGCGGAAGGCACUGCGACACUCACGUAUUGUUAGCCAGAAGGACGAUGUCCACGUCUGCAUCAUGUGUCUGCGGGCCAUCAUGAACUACCAGUCUGGGUUCAACCUGGUGAUGACCCACCCACGGUGUGUCAAUGAAAUCACGCUCAGCCUUAACAACAAAAACCCCCGAACCAAGGUGCUUGUGUUGGAGCUUCUGGCUGCAGUGUGCCUCGUCAGAGGGGGUCAUGACAUCAUCAUCGCCGCAUUCGACAACUUCAAAGAGGUCACUGGGGAGAAGAACCGCUUUGAGAAACUCAUGGAGUAUUUCAGAAAUGAAGACUGCAACAUUGACUUUAUGGUGGCGUGCAUGCAGUUCAUCAACAUCGUGGUCCACUCGGUGGAGGACAUGAACUUCCGUGUGCACCUGCAGUACGAGUUCACCCGCCACGGGCUGGAUGAGUACUUGGAGAAGCUGAAGUUGACGGAGAGUGAGAAGCUGCAGGUGCAGAUCCAGGCGUACUUGGAUAAUGUGUUCGAUGUGGGGGCUCUGCUAGAGGACGCUGAGAACAAGAAUGGCUUCCUGGAGCAUGUGGACAACCUGAGAGAGCACAACGUACAGCUGACCGCCCGGCUGGAGGAGAUAGAGAAGGAGGCCAUAGAGAAGAUAACAGAGCUGGAGAAGCAUCUCAUGCAGGUCACCAAAGAGAACGAGAUGCUCAAGGAAAACCUGCGCGACUCCUGCGCCCAGGUGAGCUCCUUGCAGCAGCGAGAACGCGAGCGGGAACUGAAGCAGGAACGGGAGAAGGACCGUGAGCGGCCAUGCCAGAACCCCUCGGAGCUGGAGCUCAAAGUGCAGGAGCUGCAGGAACGGGGUCUGAUCCGCCUGGGACGCACCCCCUCUGGGGGACUGGACAUUGAGGUGGUGCCUGUCAGGAUCAUAGAGACUGUCGCUUCACCUGUCGCUCAAACAGCAUCUCCAGCUCCACCAUCUCCACCGUCUUCUGGUCAGGACGCUCCCACAGCUGUUCCGCCUGCCCCGCCACCUCCUCCUCCGCUGCCAGGUGCAGUAGAGCCCUGCGUAACUUCUCUUCCUGGUCCUCCUCCACCUCCUCCACUGCCCGACUCCUGUGUACCACCACCACCUCCGCCACUCCCGGGAGGAGGACCUCCCCCACCCCCUCCGCCACCGGGAGUUGGACCUCCCCCACCACCUCCACCACCACCAGGAGCUGGACCUCCCCCACCACCUCCGCCACCCGGAGGUGGACCACCACCUCCUCCAGGAGGCCUGCCAGCUGGAAACAGCGCUUCAGGGGUCAAGGGGAAGAAGUCGAUCCAGACCAAGUACCGCAUGCCCCUGCUUAACUGGCAGGCCCUCAAGCCCAACCAGGUGACGGGCACCGUGUUCAAUGAGCUGGACGAUGACCAUGUGCUGCAGGAGCUGAACAUGGAUAACUUUGAAGAACAGUUUAAGACCAAGGCCCAGGGCUCUCCCGCCGACCUGGGCAAACUAAAGAUCAAAGUGGCUCAGAAUGUCCCCUCAAAAGUGUCUCUGAUUGAGACCAACCGGGCCAAGAACCUGGCCAUCACGCUGCGCAAGGGGGGCAUGAGUGCAUCUGACAUCUGCACCGCCAUCGAGAAGUAUGACCAACAGUCCCUGAGCCUGGAUUUCUUGGAACUUCUUGAAAGGUUCAUCCCCACAGACUUUGAGGUAAAGCUGAUGCAGAAUUAUGAGCGGGACGGGCGCCCGCUGGACGAGCUGUCAGAUGAGGACCGUUUCAUGAUGCGUUUCGGGAAGAUCCCACGGCUGGGCCAGAGGAUUGCCACGCUCACCUUCAUGGGCAAUUUCCCAGAAAGUAUGAAGCGGCUGCAGCCGCAACUGAACGCCAUCAUUGCAGCAUCAAUGUCCACCAAGUCCUCUAUCAAGCUGAAAAAAAUCUUUGAGAUUGUGCUGGCAUUUGGGAACUAUAUGAACAGCAGCAAGAGGGGAGCAGCUUAUGGGUUUCGCUUACAGAGCCUGGACAUGCUGCUGGAUACUAAGUCCACAGACCGCAAACAGACAUUACUUCACUUCAUCGUAAACAUCAUCCAGGAGAAGUACCCUGAACUGUCUUCCUUCCACACAGAGCUGCACUUUGUCGACAAGGCUGGCCAAGUGUCUCUGGACAGCAUUCUGCAGGACGUACGCUCUCUGGAGAAGGGUAUGGAGGUGGUCCGGAAGGAGUUUUUAGUGCAGGAUGAUAACCCGGUGCUGAAGGAGUUCCUGAAAACAAACAAUGAACUGAUGGACAUCCUACUCAAAGACAGCAAGGCUGCUCAGGAGUCCUACCUGUCAGUGGUUGAAUACUUUGGGGAAAAUCCAAAAACCACUCCGCCCUCUAUGUUCUUCCCCAUAUUCGUGAGAUUCAUUAAGGCCUACAAGCAAGCCGAGCAGCAGAACGAGCAGCGAAGGAAAGAGGAAGCCAUGGCGAGCGAGGAAUGUGGCCAGUCAUCACCCUCUCCCUCGAAGAAACUUCCAGCUGGAAACAAGAUGCCAAUGAUGCCUAAGAUGCCCCAGGUGGACUUGAUAGCUGAGCUGAAGAAGAGGCAGGUGAAGCCACAGGUGCGGGAGGGAAAGGACGGAGCCAUUGAGGACAUUAUCACAGACCUGAGGAGCCAGCCGUACCGACGGACAGAAGGAGGGUGGCGCAACGCCAAGAAACCAAAUGGGCAGCAGGUCCAGGGAUCUGCCGAGUGAUGCCGUGCCGUUUCUGGAGGCAAGCACGAGCGAGCAAACACACGCUCGCGCAAAACACACAACAUAUAAAUAUA
Molecule: messenger RNA, 3802 nt
Organism: Scleropages formosus (Asian bonytongue)
Lineage: Eukaryota; Metazoa; Chordata; Actinopteri; Osteoglossiformes; Osteoglossidae
Product: formin-like protein 1
Exons: 26
Coding region: 414-3728 (1104 amino acids)
Biological process (GO): regulation of cell shape; cell migration; cortical actin cytoskeleton organization
Cellular component (GO): cytosol
Molecular function (GO): small GTPase binding; actin filament binding
Source: RefSeq, a predicted model, not a curated record